CUUGAACCUUUCCAAGUUUGACUCAAUUGACCUUUAGUUUUUCUUUCGCUGGCAGGUUCAGCUGAGCUGAAUCAUAACAGCACAGAACGACAGGCAUACGUAGACCGUUUAGUCCUCAGCUCUUUUCCUCUAUUCAUCAUGAUCUCUUCAACAAUCCGCAUUGCAUUUCGUGCGCGACCGCCGCACUUUCUUCGGCUUGUUCCAGUGGGCAGGAACAGAAAGAUAUCCCACUCGAUAGCCUCACAGUAUCCUACAAACACUUUAACAUCGAGUCGGGCAAGAGAUGACACUGCUCUCGUAGAAACGGAAAAAGUAAAACCAGGUCAUGCUGUCAUUUCCACAUUCGAUUUGUUCAGCAUCGGUGUGGGCCCAAGUAGCUCUCACACAGUUGGGCCCAUGCGCGCUGGCAAGAUUUUUAUUGCUGACCUGCAGGAGUUGCAAGUGUUGGAGAAGGUACCUGAUAGUAGAGGUCUGCAUGAUAGCUAUGGAUCGCUGGCUGCUACGGGUAAAUAUCUGGAUUUCCGAGUUCUGCAUCACACUCCGCAAGCGGUCCUCCUCGGGCUUGAAGGUUCAGACCCUGAAACCAUCGACACGGGAACAAUCUCUUCCCGUUACGAAGCUAUACUUGCAAAUAGAACUCUUCAUCUUGGAGGUAUUCGCCGCAUUACCUUUGAUAUGGACCGUGAUAUGCUAUGGCGGUGGGAUCAAGUACUGAAGACACACCCGAAUGGCAUGCGUUUCUCGUGCUUUGGCGAAGAAGGCGAACUCUUGGCAACUAACGAAUACUACAGCGUUGGAGGAGGAUUUGUAGUAAAUGAGAAGACAAAGAUAGACGAGAAUUUAUUUUACAAAGGUGUCGACAAGAGCGCGGUGCAUGGAGCAAGGUUGCAUCAGACCCACAACGCCAUCGAAGGUGAUCAGACCCCAGCUCAACCGGCAGCGAACGAUCCUGGGCAUCCGCCGUAUCCGUUUGAGUCUGGAAACAGUCUCCUAGCACUCACAAGAAAACACAACCUCACUAUCGCACAAAUCGUGCAUGAUAAUGAACGCUAUUUUGGUCUAUCCGAGGCUGAUAUCAACGACAAGCUCAUGCGGAUAUGGGCGGUGAUGGACGAUUGCAUCCGAUCAGGGGUGAGCACUGCUGAGAAGACUCUCCCCGGUCGUCUGGGUCUCCGACGCCGUGCCCCGAUGCUGUACAAACGCUUGAUGCGAGGGUUCUAUCCUGGGAUUGCAACACCUGAUUUGCAACUCAUCGGCUCCGCAUCUACCCCUCCUGUCGCGGCAAUAGAUGCACCAGAAUCAGAUAUACAAUCUUCGCCUUAUGCAGACGGAAGUGACGGACGUGGUGGAGUACGUGCAUCAGGAAAAAAUACGCAUGCCCCAUGGGUUACAGGCUCGUUCGACCAUGCAAUUCUGCCAAUGCCUCCGCGUAAGACAAUGAUACCCGCUGUCGACUUCCUUUCUUGUUAUGCAAUUGCUGUAAACGAAGUCAAUGCCAGUGGGGGGCGCAUCGUCACCUCACCAACGAACGGUGCGGCGGGUGUCAUCCCUGCUGUGCUGAAAUAUGUCAUCGAAUUCAUCAGCGAUGACCCCGAGAAAUCGAUCAAGACCUUCUUACUGACCGCAGCGGCAGUGGGCAUGCUAUUCAAGAGGGGCAGCACAAUUUCAGCUGCGGAAGGAGGGUGUCAGGCGGAAGUUGGUGUUGCGUGUUCUAUGGCCAGUGCUGGUUUUGCUGCCUGCAUGGGUGCGUCGCCCGAAACUGUCCUUCAGGCUGCAGAAAUUGGCAUUGAACAUAAUCUGGGAUUAACUUGUGACCCCAUCGACGGGCUGGUCCAAGUGCCUUGUAUCGAACGAAAUAGCCUGGGCGCUGUGAAGGCUGUGACCGCGGCUCAGCUUUCCAUGGCUAGCACUGGUGUAUACCGUGUAACCUUGGACGAGGCAAUUGAGGCGAUGCGCCUCACCGCGGCUGAUAUGAGCGUCAAAUAUAAAGAAACUAGUCUAUCCACAACCGUGAAAAUUCCGCUGACUGUGCCUGCAUGCUAAGUAAUCCGCUUAACCAACCACAAUGACUGGAUUUCAUUCUUUGUUGAAUAUACCUGCUUUCUAGAAUAUAGAUGGUCUGCUUCUGAUUCUGAUCAAUAGAUGACUCAGUAAUUUUUAUCUGUACCUUGAAUAAUUGACAUUGGUUUUUUUGCAUAUAA
Suillus plorans is the source of this 2201-nucleotide messenger RNA. Its product is annotated as serine dehydratase alpha chain-domain-containing protein. The transcript is spliced from 17 exons. Gene Ontology annotation, biological process: gluconeogenesis. Gene Ontology annotation, molecular function: 4 iron, 4 sulfur cluster binding; L-serine ammonia-lyase activity. Lineage: Eukaryota; Fungi; Basidiomycota; Agaricomycetes; Boletales; Suillaceae. Bases 139 to 2043 code for a protein of 634 amino acids. The record is from RefSeq and is a predicted model, not a curated record.